Meloidogyne enterolobii is the source of this 520-nucleotide messenger RNA. The record is from the annotation of a GenBank genome assembly. NCBI's taxonomy places the organism in Eukaryota, Metazoa, Nematoda, Chromadorea, Rhabditida, Meloidogynidae.
UUUAAUUCUCUAUCGAAUGAUAUCAAGCUUGUCUCGGUACGUUCAACCACUACAAAUAUAUAAUUUUUUAAACAUCACUUUACUUUUACCGCCCACUUUGCCUACUCACGUCGGUUUUUGGACUAUAACUUUUUUUCCUGAGUUUCUAAAAAUCCAAAUUAAAAUACAUUUUGUAGCCCAUUUAAUUCUCUAUCGAAUGAUACCAAGCUUGUUUCGAUACGUUCAACCACUACAAUUAUAUAAUUUUUCAAAACAACUAAGUUCUACUCGCUUAGGUGUACUCAUUCAAAGAGAGAUAUUGACAGACUGACUAAUACAUAAAUAUUUUUAGUAUUUUUUUUCUAGCUGGUGAAAGUAGGGGGGAAUGUGUGGCAGAUUGCUUUGGCUGCUCUUCUUUUUUUCUUUUUUUACGUUUUUCCGCUAAAUCAAUUUGUGAACACGGGCCCUUUAAAAGGUUUUUUUACUACUUUGCUUUUACUCUUUUGCUUCUUCUUUUGCUUUCUUUUUGUAUUUUUAGUAA